AUGAUCAUUCUAUUUUCAGCACGACUUGGAAAGUUAUAUGCCAUUGGGAGAAAUAAUGAGGGAGCUUGCUCUUGCAGCACAUCAUGUUUAAAUAUUAUUCAAAAAUGGAGACCAUGUCAAUUCAACAUUGCUUCAUUUAUUAAGGACAAUAAUAGUAACAACAUGUUUAAACAAUCAAAUAGUGUUUAUGAAAUAACAAAUAAGAAAGAAAGGCGAAAAGAAAGAAGAAAGAUGGAAAGAAUGGAAGGAAAAAAAGAAACUAAAAAAUCAAACAAAAAAACAGAUCGAGAGGAAUCAAUAAUUGUGAGCACGUUUGAUGUGGAUGAUUUUUCAUGUGGAAAUUCUCAUUCAUUACUGCUCUUCAACAAUAGAACUAUUUUAAUGGCUUCUGGCGUUGUUGAGUCGCCUCUCCUCAAAAAAACACAAUCGAACGUAUUUACACCUCUUAAGGGGUUAGCUCUAAAAACCGGACAAAAGAAAUUCACAUUCAUUGCAUCAUAUGAAAACUCAAUCCUCAUCACUAUUGACAACAGAUUUAUAAUGUUUCAUACACCAACUAAUGCCUUCGAAUUUGAUGCUUUCAAGCAGUUUGGAUGUUCAGAGAUCUAUGAAAUUGCACUGAACGACCCCAAUUCUUUUGCAUUCACAUCUAACACAGGUCGAAUUUAUGUAUUUGAUGUUUCAACUUGCAGCUGGCAAACAGGAUGGAACAAUUCAAAAGAACAAUUGAUUUUCUUUGACAUUUAUUCAGCAUAUUGCUUUAAAGCCAAAUCAAUUUCAUCAGGAAAAGUCACUAAUUAUUAUACAUCUUGGUUCCAAAACAAUAUUUCAAAUUUUGACAAAAGUUCAUUAGAAAUAUUUCCUUCUUAUUUGUGCUUUUUUGCAUAUGACCGAAAACAGAAUGAAAUACAAUCCAUGGGCAAUAAUAGUAUGAACCAACAGGGAAUUGGAAGUGACAUCAUUAAGCAAUCUUCAUUUCAGCCUCACUCCCAGCUCAAUCAAUUAAUGGCAAAAGAGCAAUUAACACUCCACAAAGUUCUUCAUGGCCAAUUUUAUUCCGUUCUCUCUUUCAGUAACUCACUUUACAAGCCAAAGCUUGAUUUACCUGACUAUAUAUUCAGAGCCCUGCGAAGCACGCUUUUAUCUGAUAUUGUGUUGAAUACGUCAAUGCAUGAUUUCCAACGAUAA
Naegleria fowleri is the source of this 1188-nucleotide messenger RNA. RefSeq lists its product as uncharacterized. The transcript has a single exon. The record is from RefSeq and is a predicted model, not a curated record. NCBI's taxonomy places the organism in Eukaryota, Heterolobosea, Eutetramitea, Acrasida, Naegleriidae. Bases 1 to 1188 code for a protein of 395 amino acids.